This is a messenger RNA of Mirounga angustirostris (Northern elephant seal), 4113 nucleotides long. RefSeq names its product MORC family CW-type zinc finger 3 (gene MORC3). The record is from RefSeq and is a predicted model, not a curated record. The coding region runs from base 67 to 2886 and encodes 939 amino acids. Gene Ontology annotation, molecular function: ATP hydrolysis activity; zinc ion binding. Gene Ontology annotation, cellular component: nucleus; PML body. Lineage: Eukaryota; Metazoa; Chordata; Mammalia; Carnivora; Phocidae. The transcript is spliced from 17 exons.
GUCGUCUCGGCCGCCUCCCAGUCGGGUUGCGGCCGAGGCCGGUCCUGGCUUUGUAGCUCGCUCAAGAUGGCGGCGCAGCCACCCAGCGGGAUCCGCCUCAGCGCGCUUUGCCCGAAGUUUUUACAUACAAAUUCUACUAGUCACACUUGGCCAUUCAGUGCAGUUGCUGAACUAAUAGAUAAUGCUUACGAUCCUGAUGUGAAUGCUAAACAGAUAUGGAUUGACAAAACAGUGAUAAAUGACCAUAUAUGCUUGACAUUCACUGAUAAUGGGAAUGGUAUGACUUCAGAUAAGUUACAUAAAAUGCUAAGCUUUGGCUUCAGUGACAAAGUCACCAUGAAUGGUCAUGUCCCAGUUGGAUUGUAUGGGAAUGGCUUUAAGUCAGGUUCUAUGCGUUUGGGUAAAGAUGCAAUCGUGUUUACCAAAAAUGGAGAAAGCAUGAGUGUGGGCUUCUUAUCUCAGACCUACUUGGAAGUCAUAAAAGCAGAACAUGUUGUUGUCCCAAUAGUGGCGUUCAACAAACACCGACAGAUGAUCAAUUUAUCAGAAUCAAAAGCAAGCCUUGCAGCAAUUCUGGAACAUUCUCUGUUUUCUACGGAACAGAAGUUACUGGCAGAACUUGAUGCUAUCAUGGGUAAGAAGGGGACGAGGAUCAUCAUUUGGAACCUUAGAAGCUACAAAAAUGCAACAGAGUUUGAUUUUGAUAAGGAUAAAUAUGACAUCAGAAUUCCUGAAGAUUUAGAUGAGACAACAGGGAAGAAAGGGUACAAGAAGCAAGAGAGAAUGGACCAAAUUGCUCCUGAGAGUGACUAUUCCCUGAGGGCUUACUGUAGUAUAUUAUACCUAAAGCCAAGAAUGCAGAUCAUCUUACGUGGACAGAAAGUGAAGACACAGCUGGUUUCAAAGAGUCUUGCCUACAUCGAACGUGAUGUUUAUCGACCCAAAUUUUUAACUAAAACGGUGAGAAUUACUUUUGGAUUCAACUGCAGAAAUAAAGACCAUUAUGGGAUAAUGAUGUAUCACAGAAAUAGACUCAUCAAAGCUUAUGAAAAAGUUGGAUGUCAGUUAAGGGCAAACAAUAUGGGUGUUGGAGUAGUGGGAAUUAUAGAGUGUAAUUUCCUAAAGCCAACUCAUAAUAAACAAGAUUUUGACUAUACUAAUGAGUACAGGCUGACAAUAGCAGCGUUAGGAGAAAAGCUGAAUGAUUACUGGAAUGAAAUGAAAGUGAAGAAAAAUGCAGAAUAUCCUCUAAAUUUGCCAGUUGAAGAUAUUCAGAAACGUCCUGAUCAGACAUGGGUUCAAUGUGAUUCCUGUCUAAAGUGGCGAAAAUUACCAGAUGGGAUAGAUCAACUUCCAGAAAAAUGGUAUUGCUCCAAUAACCCUGACCCACAGUUCAGAAAUUGUGAUGUUCCAGAAGAACCUGAAGAUGAGGAUUUGGUGCAUCCUACUUACGAAAAAACCUACAAAAAGAAAGACAAGGAAAAAUUCAGGAUCAGACAACCGGAAAUGAUCCCUCGGAUUAAUGCUGAACUCUUGUUUCGGACAACCCCCGUGUCAGGUCAAAGCUUUUCUCCUGUGAAGGAAAGUGUUCCAAGAGGACAUCUUUCAGAAGUGGCAAAUACUUAUGCAACAAGACUUAUAAAUAAUCAUCGAGGUUCACCCCAGUCUGAACCUGAAAGCAACAACCUGAAACGGAGACUUUCUACUCGUUCGUCCAUUUUGAAUGCAAAGACUCGGAGAUUGAGUAAUCAAGCAUUUGAAAAUUCAGCUUAUAAAGAUGAUGAUGAUGAAGAUGUCAUCAUCUUAGAAGAAAACAGUACUCCCAAACCUGCAGUAGAUCAUGACAUUGAAGUGAAAUCAGAACAGAGUCACAUCGAGCAAAGUGGUCAUCAGGUCGAGCCUGUGGCUGAUAAGGGACCUUGUGCCCCAGCUGGUUCAUCAGGCAUCUCUUCAUCCAGGUGUGAUCAGGGAACCACUGCGGCUACCCAGACCGAAGCCCCAAGUGUAGUUGUUAAAAAGGAAGAGGCACUUGAAGAUGAGAUAGAUGCACGAAAUGAUGCAGCUGUGCUACCAGCCUGUGUGGAAGCUGAAGGGAAGGCACAGGAAACCCAGGACACCUUUGAUAAAUCUGCGGGUGAUGCUAGUUGCCAGCUAAAUGAACUGAAAAAUGAGCUGCUUCUAGUUACCCAAGAAAAAGAAAAUUAUAAAAGACAGUGUAAUGUGUUUACUGACCAAAUCAAAGUGUUACAGCAGAGGAUACUGGAAAUGAACAACAAAUACGUAAAGAAGGAAACUUGCCAUCAGUCUACCGAAACUGAUGCUGUAUGUUUACUUGAAAGUAUUAAUGGCAAAUCUGAAAGUCCAGACCACGUGGUAUCUCAGUAUCGGCAAGCUUUGGAGGAAAUAGAAAGGCUGAAGAAACAGUGUAGUGCUCUGCAGCAUGUGAAGGCCGAAUGCAGUCAGUGUGCCAGUAGUGAGAGCAAAAGUGAAGUGGACGAAAUGGUUGUGCAGCUUGACGAUGUGUUUAGACAGUUGGACAAGUGCACUGUGGAGAGGGACCAGUAUAAAAGUGAGGUUGAAUUAUUGGAAAUGGAAAAAUCACAAAUCCGUUCACAAUGUGAAGAACUGAAAACUGAAAUUGAACAAUUAAAAUCUACAAAUCAACAGUUAGAAGCAGAUGUUUCAACGUCAAGUAACAUUGAGGAGUCUGUAAAUUAUACUGAUGGGGAAAGCCUCAAACUUCGAUCUCUUCGAGUUAACGUAGGACAGCUGUUGGCCAUGAUCGUACCUGAUCUCGAUCUUCAGCAAGUGAAUUAUGACGUUGAUGUGGUUGAUGAAAUUUUAGGACAAGUUGUCGAACAAAUGAGUGAAAUCAGUAGUACUUAAAGUCUGUUUUAUGUGAGAUAAUAAAAAUACUUGGUCAGUCCUGUGGUUUUAUAGCUUUCAGAAUGGAAACACUUUUGUUUUAUAGAUAUGACAAGUGACAGACUGAAGAACCAUGAUCUUUACUGUAUUCUAUGCAUUCAAGUGUGGUCACAAGUACUAUGGGCACACUUAAUCACACCUUUUGAAAUGCCUGAGAAUCAUUCUUACUGAACGGCUGAACUCAUGAUUCUGCUUUGAAGUGUAAAUACUUGUAAUUAAGUCUGCACAUAUUUUUUUAUUACUCUAGAGGACUUAAGUGUUUUUCACCAAGAGCUUUUCAGGUUGCCCCUAACCUUUGUGCAAUUUUUUCUGGUUCCCAAAGUGUAUUUUUCUCUGAAGUGAGGGCCGUGCCAUAAUACAGAUGGAAAUGUUACCUUUGAUUUUCUUACAGAAAAGUUUUUAAAAAAUGGAAUUAUGCUCCUGAUAAGUUGUACGUGAAUUGAACCCUAAUGUUUCUUUUCUAUGUUAAUUCUUAUCUCCUGAAAUAUUUUAUUCAUGGAAACAAGGUAAGCAGAAACUCUCCAUCCAUUUUAUCAGGAUUUUCCUUGUGCUGAGAUUGCCAAUCAUGGUUAAACGCAGUGUUUUUAUAGAACAAAGAAAUGAUCUUUAGUAUAAAAAAGCAUCAGAAAUAUUAAAUGUCCCACCACGUUUACUUUGAAGCCCAUUUUUGGCUGCUUCUUCAGCAUGGAGUGGGCACAAUAAUUGUUUAAUAUUUCUUUUUGUGAAAUUUCCUGUACAGCCUUUUGUAGGAUUACUACAGGUUAAUGAGAGUUGAGGAAGACAAUCUUUCUCAAACAGUACAGCAUACUUUUCAUUAUAUUACAGAGCUAAGUGUUUUAUGUCCUGGAGGUAAGCAGCAAACUGCCCUAGGAUUAUAGUAUUACAUGUCAUAAAAAUUAUGCUUUAUUGGUCCCUUGUUUGUGCAAUUUUAAAGAGAUGGCUUUCUAUUAAGUAUAACUAUGUAUAUAUAAUUAAGAAUCGUAUUUUCCACAACUGAAAUGUGCAUUAUUUUUUUUUCAAAGUUUUAUCAUUGCUAUUUAUUUUUACUUUUGUUUCUGAACAUUCAAUACAUGUUUCUUUUGUAUGUAUGCUUAAUUACAUGUCUUUCAUAUACAAUAUUAAAUUUUUACUGUACAUUAACUUCUAGAAAAGCAAAUAAAUGAAGGUUGUUUUUAUUUGCUUGAUAAA